AUUUCCAAAUUCUUCCAGACACUCAUGGCAAAAUCGCACACGAUGAUCCACAAGCAUACAUAUCUCAUUUACGACUAUGACAAGCCUCAUGACCCCACAGGAUCCAUCGAGAUCCUCGCUUUGUCUUCCAUCCUUACCAACGUCGAGUUGCUUGUGCGCACAAAUCCACUCAUUCGCGAAGCAUUCUGCGAAGCCCUGGCUCUUGAAGACGAUGAUGAUGAGGGUGGCUUUAGCCUAGCCGAGAUUCUUAGGGAUCUUUUCAACUCUGAUGUUCGCGGUGCUGUCGGUAUCAUGCCGCUGGAGGAUAUGUUUGGUCUUACCUAUCGCUUCCCACUGGGUACCCCAAGACUCUUCCUCUCAUACGAUAUGGCGAUGGCUCUGAGUGAAGUAGACAUUUCCAAAAAGCUGGGCAUGCACGACUUCAAUCUCGUCGCUAACGUCGGUCUUACUCUUCUACAUGAGUUGGCUCAUUGGAUUCGCGCAAUGCUAUACGGCGUCGAGAGCACUCCCCCUGGCAUCGUAUAUCCAAGGACAAUCACAAGCGAAUGGUCUCCAUGGUUCCAAAACCAAGCCGCAGAGGCUGGUCUCGCUGUGGAAGCUCGAAUCAUUGGUGGUCUUUUAUAUCCAAUAUAUCGGGCAGGCUAUGAGGGCGAGUACACCAAAAUUGAGAGCUUCUACCUCAUUCGGGAGGUGAAUGGUGUAUAUUACAAUUCCACUGCGUUCGGCGUCGAUCCUCUUUACAUCAUGAAGCUCGCAUAUGUAUUUCUAGGCCGAUCAGAUAUACCCCUUCAUCUUGUAUCUCUGCAAAUCAAUGUCGCCGAAGACUUAACAGAUGUAAGACAAUCCAAGAGACACCCUGAUCAAUGGCCGAACGACUGCAUAAUGAAGGAAAAGGACGGCGGGUUGUGGCUCGAAUGGCAGGGGAUAGAGAUCGGGUGCAUGUUGGUUGGUGAUAUCGACGAACACGUUUUCAACAAAUGCAACACACGAGAUCAGUAGUCUAUGUAUAUGGUGACCCGUCUUUAUAUCUAUUUAUGUUUCAUUGUCCGUGCUCUCUACCACUACACUAUUUUAUUUCGUUGCAGAUUCACCCUCUCGACGCUGGCAAGUCCUUUGUUCACGAAAUGCAAACAUACUAGAUCAAUUAUGGAGAGUUGCACAUAAUAUCGAUACGGCGUCAACCCACUGUCUGCCAUAAUAUAAGCCCACAGUUCGA
Messenger RNA from Somion occarium, 1216 nucleotides. Lineage: Eukaryota; Fungi; Basidiomycota; Agaricomycetes; Polyporales; Cerrenaceae. The record is from the annotation of a GenBank genome assembly.